This is a messenger RNA of Nelumbo nucifera (sacred lotus), 1873 nucleotides long. Its product is annotated as putative receptor-like protein kinase At5g20050. The record is from RefSeq and is a predicted model, not a curated record. Gene Ontology annotation, biological process: protein phosphorylation. Gene Ontology annotation, molecular function: protein kinase activity; ATP binding. NCBI's taxonomy places the organism in Eukaryota, Viridiplantae, Streptophyta, Magnoliopsida, Proteales, Nelumbonaceae.
AGAAGCAUCAGUACAGAAAAUAUGUCAAUUGAUCCGAACAACCGUAAAAAGACAACCCAUAUUUUCAGAGUAUAAGAAGAACAAGAAAGAACUUUUUUCACAAUGGUUAAUUGACCAGGUUACAUGAACUUCUUGGUUGUUUUUGUAAAAUCAUUUACAGCGGGAGAGUCAGACCGAUGGAUGCCUUGAAUUAGAGCUGGGUCCCGCGAAAGGUUUAAUUAUUCAAAUGGAUGUCACCAACCCUCCACGGCUCCACCUCCCUAACAAGAAAACCAGGUCCUCACAUGGUGAACCUUUUCCUCCCUCUUUACUUGUAAAUGGAGGGAAGGAAGGUUAAGAUCAUCGCAGUUGCAGCGGUCAUCACGCUCGUAAUCGUGCUUGUAGUUGCCCGUCUCUGUUUGAAACUAAGCAGGUCUUUCUUCCUUAUUUUCGGAGCUGGUAUUGCCGGAAUUCUUUCCGUCUUCAUAUGGGUAUAUCUCCAAAACCGUGUUGACCUUCGUCGGAAUUCAUUACAGAGGAGAUUUUCUUUGGAAGGAAAAGAGCUUAGGAUCGAGUACAGCUUUCUCAGGAAGGUUGCAGGAGUUCCUACAAAGUUCAGAUAUAAAGAGAUUGAGGAUGCAACAGACAAUUUCCGGGCGAUUCUCGGAAAAGGUGCCUCCGCUUCUGUCUUCAGGGGGAUCCUUGAUGAUGGCACGGCGGUUGCCGUGAAACGAAUCGAAGGCGCAGAGUACGGCGAGAGGGAGUUCCGAUCAGAGGUGGCCGCUAUUGCAAGCGUGCAGCAUGUCAAUCUCGUGCGCCUCAUCGGCUACUGUUGCGUCCCAGAAGGGCCUCGGUAUCUUGUUUAUGAGUUCAUACACAAUGGUUCAUUGGAUACCUGGAUCUUCCCGCCGGGUGGAAGCCGCAGAUCCCAGAGGGGAUGCUUACCAUGGAACUUGAGGUACAGAGUCGCCAUUGAUGUCGCUAAGGCGCUUGCAUACCUUCAUCAUGAUUGCCGGAAGAAGAUCCUGCACCUUGAUGUUAAGCCGGAGAAUAUACUCUUAGAUGAAGAUUUCCGAGCAAUUGUAUCAGAUUUUGGGUUGUCAAAAUUGAUGAGCAAGGAUCAGAGUAGAAUCAUUACGACUGUCCGAGGUACUAGGGGGUACUUAGCUCCUGAGUGGCUCCUGGAGCAAGGAAUCUCUGAAAAAUCCGAUAUCUAUAGCUACGGUAUGGUGCUUCUUGAGAUUGUUGGUGGCCGGAGGAAUGUAAAUUUGGUUGGAGGUGGUGAUAAAUCUCAGAGGAAAUGGUCAUACUUCCCCAGAAUUGUGAACCAGAAGGUGAGAGAAGGGAAGCUCUUGGAGGUGGUUGAUGAGAGACUAAUGCAGGAAGGAAUGAUUGAUGAGAGGGAGGUCAGAGUCUUGGUGUAUGUUGCUCUGUGGUGCAUACAAGAAAGAGACAAGCUUAGGCCUACCAUGGCCCGUGUUGUUGAGAUGCUUGAAGGGCGUGUGGUUAUAGACAGGCCACCUGAGCCAGAAAUGAUCGUCGUUGAUCUCUUGUCGAUCGAGGAGGAACCAACCGGCGGUGGUGAAGGAGCUGCAAAUCCAGCACCACCAACACGCCAAGGGGAGGCUGAGCUCCCUCCCACAUCAGCCUACUCAUUUGGCUUGUCAGUUUUAUCAGGCCGGUAGCAGUAGCACCAGGAGUGGCUAAAAUUAAAGCAGCUGCUCUGUCAGUUCUCAAUUUCUUUUUCUAUACUCUAUAGGAAUGGAGCCAUACAAAACCUUGAUUUUUUUUUUUUCUUGACUUCUUGUAACGUUUUGUAUGUAAUGAAAAUUUAUCCCCUUCUCUGAAGGUUCUGGGAAAAAAAUAUCUUUGAAUGGGUGACUUGCUUUUGAAA